Molecule: messenger RNA, 995 nt
Organism: Centruroides sculpturatus (bark scorpion)
Lineage: Eukaryota; Metazoa; Arthropoda; Arachnida; Scorpiones; Buthidae
Product: cysteine and glycine-rich protein 1-like
Exons: 1
Biological process (GO): sarcomere organization; muscle tissue development
Cellular component (GO): cytoplasm; nucleus; Z disc
Molecular function (GO): structural constituent of muscle; actinin binding
Source: RefSeq, a predicted model, not a curated record
AUUAAGUUGAUUUCUUCCUACUUUCAUUUUCUGACAAUGCCUGGUUUGUGUCCUCAUUGUUCUACAACUGUUUAUUUUAAUGAACAGAAGAUUGCAAUUGGAAAAACUUGGCAUAUUUGAUGCUUUUGUUGUGCAAACAAGCAAUGCAAUCGACGUCUUGACAGCAGUAAUUUGACUGAACAUGAAGGAGAAAUUUAUUGUCGCUCCUGCUAUGGAAAACUCUUUGGACCCAAAGGAUAUGGUUAUGGUGGAGGUGCUGGCAUUUUGUCUAUGGAUACAGGAGAUGGUUACAAGCAUGGUCCUCCAAUUUGUAAUAUUCCAGCUACAGCACAAGCUCAUAUUGCUCCAUUAUAUGCACUUCCUGAAUCUAAAAUUUCAAUAAAGACAGGGUGGAAAAAUAAGGAUGUCUGUCCUCGUUGUGGAAAAGCUGUUUAUAUGGCAGAGAAAAUGAUGGGUGGUGGAGCAGCAUGGCACAAAUCAACUUGUUUCAAUUGCAAAGAAUGUCAUAAAAGAUUAGAAUCAACAACUCUUUGUGAAAGAGAAGGUGAAAUAUAUUGUAAAACCUGUUAUGGAAAGAUGCUUGGACCAAAAGGAUAUGGCUAUGGCCAAGGAGCAGGAACACUGCAAAUGUCAUAAGAUAUAAUAUUUUUCAAUUUUGCCUAUUUGCUAAUUUUGAAUAAUUCUAAUUCCAUACAGUGCCAUUUUUUUGUAUUAUUUAAGAUGUCUCAGGUAAUUAUGGGACCAAUUAACAUUUUUUAUUAUUAUUGGCAGCUAAAACUUAGAGUAAGAAAUUUAUAUAUUUGUGAAACUUGAUUUAUGAAAGUUCUUUUAUGAAUUCAGUAAAACUCAUGAAUUUAAAGAAAAUAAAACUAAGAAAUGUUAACUAACUGUAGAAAGUAUUCAUUAAAUAUUUAUAAACUAUGUGUUAAGGAAAAAAUUUUUAUUUGUAUAAGGGAGCAAGUUUUAUUUUGUAAUAAGAGAAUACAAUUAUUUAU